Messenger RNA from Naegleria lovaniensis, 3087 nucleotides. RefSeq lists its product as uncharacterized. The transcript has a single exon. Lineage: Eukaryota; Heterolobosea; Eutetramitea; Acrasida; Naegleriidae. The coding region runs from base 1 to 3087 and encodes 1028 amino acids. The record is from RefSeq and is a predicted model, not a curated record.
AUGCAACCUCUCGUCAAACUCUUUGGUCAAGCCAUGAAGUUCAAUAGUUUGGCCUCUACCGAAAGCUCCUCACGACAAGAAGAUGCCCUUCCACCACAACAACUGCGUGCUGCGAGAUCAUCAGGCAAGACUUCAUCGAUAACGUCGACCGUCACUACGACAACUUCAGGUUUGGCAAAUGGAUCCAACAGCAGUAGCAACAACAACCACACGCAAGUGAGUAGUCCUGGAAGUCUCAAUCAUUCAUCAGCCACAAAUACUUCUUCAUCCACGUCGUCGAGAAGUCAUAACUCAUCUCCUUCUUCGUCGCCCAAACAAGAAGAUGAUGAUGCCUUUAAUUUAACUGGAACUACGAAUUCGACAGGAGGUUCAGCCUCUCUGGAUGGUUUGGAUUAUCUCUUAUUGGGUCAUCACUCGCCCAAUGUUCAUACAACAACACAAGCAACAGCCACAGCAACUACUUCAUGCAAUUACAACUACCAUCAAGGAAUGACAAGUUCGAAUGUUCAACAUCAACACUUUUUGAAUAUUCCAUCAUACAAUGUGACAGGACCUCGAUUCUCCACCGAGAGUAGCAUGGGAUCGAAAGGUCUUUCAACUACACCCGUCGAUGCUCAUCAUCCGAGAAAGCACUUACCGAGCGGUUCUCUCAUUCGUCCCUAUCAUCAUUAUAAGGUUUUCUAUUGUGGAGAUAAUCGAUACAAUCUUUUGCAUGAUAUUGCGGUUGAUCAAUUUGUCUUGUCCAAAUCGACGAGACUCUACAAGAUUGGAAAAUCAGCACCUAUUGAUCGGUUGACCUUGUCAAAUUCUAAGAUCACAUCCCAUUCAUCGACACGGAGAGCAUCCAAUGCAGCCAACCAUAAUUGCCACUCACAACAACAGAAACCUAUGGCUCAAGAUCAUUCCAUGCAUUCUGUCAAUAAUCAUCAUCAACAACAACAUCACAAUCCAAAUUCUCAUGCAUUGAAUCCAUCUAUGGUCACCGCAGCAACAGGCAAUCAUGAUGGACUCGAUUAUUAUUGCACAUCAGAUUCCUCAUUUCUUCUCAAACCACCAGCCAUCUCUCUCUCAUUGGCAGAUGAUGAAUCAUCCAUGUUGUUGUCAACCUUUGAACAACAAUCAUUACCAACGGAGGAUUUUAUGGAUAUUCAACAAGCCAACUCCUUUUCCAUCUCUUCUUCACUCUUAAAUAUUGCUCCAAUGCCAACCUCAAUUGGACAACAAUUAUUUUAUUCAUUGACAUCGACGAACAACCUUCCUCCCAAUUCCGAAAAUCCAACAAUUUUGUUCAAUGACAAUCCAGAUUGUCACAUGAAAGAUGAUGAUGACAAUCACCGCAUGCUGUACAAUACCAAUGAUGAAAAAGAUCAUUUUCAACAACAUUUGAAUGUGAACGCCAUGAUGUUAUCAAACCCACAAUCAACGUGUCAACCCUAUUUCAAGAGUUCUGUGGACAGUGUGAGUUUUUUGACACCUUUCCUGAACCAGGUCAACAACCAAGUCUCUACUAAUAUCUUGACGAACAGCGUGAAUGCCACCAAUGGUGCACAUUUAACACGAAUGUCUGUCAGCAAUAAUUCAUCGAGCUCUGACAUUCAAAAGAAUCCAUUCGGAAGUAAUAGUAGUAAUGGAACAUCAUCCUCAUCGAACAAGUCAGGUUCUCACAGUUCCAUAUUCGGUUCAAAUUCUAGUUUUGCAGAAGGUAUUGAGACAACAGUCAUUCAUCCCAUUGACAUUCAUCGAUUUUUAUCCUCCUCCUCUUCAGCCAUGACUGCCACUGGAGCUCCUGUCACCACAAAAACCACCUCUGGACAUGUAUUUGCCAACAACUUUUCAUACAUUACAGAAGAAAUUGUAUUUGUAGCCGCAGGUUUUGACAGUACCUUUUUCUUGAGUCAAUCCGGAAGAAUUUGGUCGUGUGGUGAAAAUGCAUGCCAUCAAUUAGGCCACCCUGGAAAUGAUCUUGAUGAAAUUAGAGACGCACAAUUUUUAAAUAUUAAGGAAAUAUUUUCUCGAGGUGAACAUACAUUAUUCCUUGCCAAUGACAAUACCUCCUUGUAUUCAUGCGGAAGUAACAGAUAUGGACAGUGUGGGGUUGGUACUUUUGAUCCCGAAAUUCGAUCACUGGCACGAGUCAAGACUUCAAACUUUGGAACGGUACAACAAAUUCUUCAGGUGGUGUGUGGCUAUGAUCAUACCGUUGUUUUGAGUGCAGAUCAUAACGUGUACAUGUGUGGAGACAAUACGGAUUUCCAACUUGGUAACACAUUCCCUCAACAUGUACAUACCCUCACAAAAUUGGAUACCACAAAAUUCACCAAAUCCAGAAUUGUAAAAGUACAAGCAGGAGAUUAUCAUACGAUUGCCUUGACUGCAAGUGGAGAAGUGUUUGUGACUGGAUCUAAUAAUUAUGGAGAAAUUGGUAGCACUGGAACCAAAGAAUGCUUUACACUGCUGACUGAGCUCUACAAAUCCUUUGGUAACAUUAUGAUUAGUGACAUUUUUUCCAACUCUUUGACGUCAUACUUACGUGAUUCGAAUGGCAAUUUUUACGUGAUGGGAGAUAAUCAAUAUGGUCAUGCUGCUGUUGGUUUUGCGAAAGAUGUCAUCCCACCUAUGCGUUCACAAAUUUUAUCAGAUCCAGAUGUUUUAGAUAUUUAUGUUGGCAAGUGUCACUUGGUCUAUACAAAACGUUCCAAGAAAUCUCCACAAGAUGUUGAAGUUUUUUCGCUAGGACUUAAUGAAUUUAAUCAGCUAGGAAUUGAGUCAGCGGGAGCCGAUGAUCAUCAUAUCACUCCCGUUCGUCUCUUAGAUUUGGAGACUAUUUAUCAAUAUCAACAAAAGAGAUGGAGAACCAAACGAAUGAACAUUGUCUGCAGUACUUAUGCCACCAUUGUGUAUUUCACUCAAAGAAACGAACAAGAAACUACUGAACUAUUCAGACUCUUAAUGCUUCGUCUCAUACAGCCAGACAAGUGGUUCUCAGCAGUUGAGGGUAAGAAGAAGUUAGAAAUGGGAUUCGAUUUGGGAAUUGAGGGAGGUAAUGCCAACAAUUUUGCUGAUAUUUCCAUGCAAUGUGUAGAGUAG